Messenger RNA from Exophiala bonariae, 354 nucleotides. RefSeq lists its product as uncharacterized. The record is from RefSeq and is a predicted model, not a curated record. The coding region runs from base 1 to 354 and encodes 117 amino acids. The transcript is spliced from 2 exons. Lineage: Eukaryota; Fungi; Ascomycota; Eurotiomycetes; Chaetothyriales; Herpotrichiellaceae.
AUGAAAAUCACUGAGGAUGGAAUCAAGACAGAGCAUGGAGAAUUACAUCAUCUUGAUGUGAUCAUUUGUGCAACAGGCUUCAAGGUUGGAUUCCGACCAUGGUUUGAAGUCAAUGGAAAGGAUGGAAGAGAUCUCGCGGAAGAAUGGGAUCCUGAUCCAAGGUUUGAUGAUUUCCUCAACGUUUAUAUUGACCGACUGACCCUUCCAUCAGUUGCUACCUCGGCAUUGCAGCGCCAGGCUGCCCCGAACUAUUUCUUAGGACUCGGACCUCGUGGGCCUUGGGGCAAUGAAAGCGUGGUUGUAUUGGUAUGUCGUAUGAUUGAAGCAGUGAAGCAGGAGACUGAUGCCAAAUAG